GCCACGAUAGCGUAUUCCUAUCCGAUUGUCAAUGUUUACUGUUUUCUAGUUCGAUCUUACUCUUAGUAUCUAUACCAAAUAAAUCAUCGAGAAAUGGCAGGUCAGGCGUGGCAGAUGGACAAUCCUGAGCUUUUGCAACAGAUUGCUCUGAUAGGAUAUCUAAAUAAGACGGAAGGAAGUGAAAAGUUGUUGAGCAUUAUUACUAAGGCCAGGGUGUUUACCGAAGUAUACAACCGAGUGACUGGACAGAGGGAGAUUGAUGCAGCCAGGGAGGCAUGCAUACUAGCAAUUGUUGACUAUAUAAAGAAGCAUCCACGUGCAUCAAAAGAUGAAAUGGCAAAAGAGAUUCAGAAGCAAGUACAGAAUUUUGCCAUUAUUGUCAAAGCUUUAUCCUAGUUUCUGACACUUUAUGUAAAAAUAUUUAAAUACUAUUUUAAACAUGAUAGCCUAUAUAUACUGUGUCUGUGUACUGUAACCAUUACAUUAAAAAUCGUUACUAUGAGAGUUAUACUACACUUAUAAUAUAACCCUAUAUCACGUUUAGUGUUAAUUUUAUCAUCAAAAAUAUAAAUUUAAACUUUAAAGAAAUCUUUUUGCUUUCAUCUUCAUCAGUCUGUAGAUUAUAUUAUAGAGGGUGAUUUCAGUAGUUUAGAUUAUAGUUAAUACAUUCAUGAAUUUAUAUUUUCGCGUAGCCAUUCAUUAGUAAAAAAUGUAUUUUUAAUCACUAUCUGUAAUCACAAAAUCAAAGUAAUUAUAUAAAUCAGUUUACACGUAAUAUAUGUAGUAAACCAGUGUGUAUUUGAUAUGGUAACAAGGAAUAAAACUUCAAUUUGUACAUAAACCCUACA
Molecule: messenger RNA, 848 nt
Organism: Priapulus caudatus
Lineage: Eukaryota; Metazoa; Priapulida; Priapulimorpha; Priapulimorphida; Priapulidae
Exons: 3
Coding region: 94-396 (100 amino acids)
Source: RefSeq, a predicted model, not a curated record